UCUUUGGUUGACCUUUGCUUUACGACUCUUCUUAUUUUCACCAAUAAAAUGCAAGGGCGGUGCUUGUUGGAUAAGCGUAUUCCAUCUAGCUUGGUUUUUUGUGUACUUCGCCAAGAUAUGGUGCCUAACGCAUAUUACGUUUCAAAUAGGACAUUGUCGUGAACGCGUGAGCAGUAUUAUCGAGGAUGGCUACAUUGCCUUACAUCACACCUUGUUGCAAAAUUGGGACGCCAGUUAUGAGACAUUGCCAUAUCCCCCGUCCAUAGGAAAGUUUGCAGUGUAUAACACGGACAAUCUUCGAAAAAGAAUAAACUAUGCAGUGGAAAAUGGAAGUAUUCGUAAAUUAUCAAAAACUUUAUAGCAAGAAAGCUGUUAAGAAAUAUCAAAAAUGUUUGGCAUAAAAUGCUUACAAGAGAUUAAUGUAUACAAUUCUAAUAUUACCAUUUCAAGAAGAUAAAAUUAAAGUCAUGUCAUUGUAAAAACAUCCAUUAAAGUAUGAGCGAUAAUAUUUAAAAUACCUUAUACAUAGAACUGAAUAGAAGUAUGGAUAUGAACAAAAUAUCGUUUUCUUCAAAACAGCGAAUUUCUUGUAUUUGCAAAACGUUUUGUUAAACUUUAUACAUUCGCAUCAACAACUCUUGAUGUUUUGGUCGUCAAUAUAUUUUCAGGUUUACAAUGCAGAAUCUGAGGCCACAGGAUACUUUAGAAAACUGCCUGGCGACGACAUUACUAUACAUGUUGUUUACUUUGAUUUGAUAGAUAAUCCAGAAAUUCAAAGACUAAAAAACAUUCACACAAAUGUUCAGCGGAGUUUUAAACCAGACCUUGGAUUGUCAAAAGAUGAAAAAGAAGACGGCAAUACAUUAUACAGCUACAAUAUUACAGUGGAUCUCAAUAACAACAAUUUGUCCUCUGUUCUAGACAGGGUCCUGGAACUGAGGAUUGCAUUUUCUAUUCAUUCAUUGAGAGUGGACAGGUUCAAUAACGAUUCAAGGUGCCUUCAUAUAUAUGGAAAUGUGUCUUUCAAUGAUGAAAAUCACAAUGGUCAAGUGAAUGUUAAUCUCUUUACUGACACUUUACCAGUUAGAUGUACAAAAAUGAAUUACUCUCUUACAGAUUCUCCACAAUGCAGGGAUUAUCACGGGAAAGUUGCACUUGGUGUCGAGAUACUGGCUUACGUUACCAUUUUUGCUGACUGUGUUAUGUUUGUAGGAGGAAUAAUCGCACUGAUCACAACAUACGCCUAUAUGAGAAAACAUUACAAAAGUAUCUACGGUGAGACAGAAGGAAGGAAAAAUCUGCCUUGGGGUGAAUAUUUUGGUAAUGUGCAGUGGUGGCAUAUUCCAUCUAUCACAGGUGAUGUAUUCACACUACUGGGAGUCAGGUGGAUCAUAGGCAAGCUUGGUGAUGAUAACGACUUGGAGAAUCAACCUUUGAACCAGUGGGACAAACAUGUUGUGUAUAUUGGCUCCGGCUGCUUACUCACUUGGUUUUCUCUGCUUCGUUUCAUCAAAAUCAAUCACAAGUUCACCUUGUUGUUUAAGACCAUAAAAAGAUCAGCCGUGGAUGUUAUUUUCUUCCUUGUCUGUGUUAUCAUUAUCUUUGUCGGAUUCUGGUCGUGUGCAUAUAUAGUUCUUGGACCGUAUCAUGUUAAGUUCAAAAGUCUCUCAACCACUGCAGAAAGUUUGUUUGCUAUGAUAAAUGGAGACGAAAUCUUUGCAUCGUUUGCUUUAUUACAAAAAGCCUACGUUGGAGACUUUAAUAGAGUCUGGAUAUUUUCUAGGAUCAUCAUCUAUGGUUAUGUUACAAUUUUCACAGUUUUAGCCUUAAAUCUAUUGAUUGCAUUGUUCAACAGUGCAUACGAAGUCGUGAAGAACUCGUAUGAACAACAAAAGGAAACACGCAAGGAUUCGAUUCCAACCACACUGUCAUACUUUAUGUGUAUGGACUUCAGUACAGACCGAACCGCUGGUAGAUGUUGUAAGAUUUCGUACGACGAUCGCAUUGACUUGUUAAAUUGUAGGCCGCACACGAUCAAUUGCUGUAGAAACCAUGACUGCACGUUUGGGCUAUUUAGCAAACUGAUACAAUUUAUGUGUUUUAAUAUAUUUACAAUAUGCUGCUGUCAGUGUGACAAACACGCAAGCGUUCAAGAAGAUAAUGAGUGUGAGGCAUGAAUGAAUUAGUCAGAUUUUCAUUCAGAAUUCAACUCCACAAAACAAUGCGAUAUGUUUUUUUUUUCUCCAAAAUUUACAUUUUUGGUUUUGUAUUUGGUGAAAUCCAAGCAAUUGUCGUUGACAUUUCAAGUUUUAUACUUAGAUCUGCUCUGGUAUUUUUGAAGGAAAAAUUGAAGUAGUGUUAAUAUCUUUUUCACGUUUAAUAUUUUGCUUGACAUUUGUCUGGAUUCGUCUUGUGUAUGCUUAUUCUAUAUUUCAGAUUGUGCUGAAUUAGAAUUUAAUCAACAGAAUUCAGCGAUUAUAAACUGAAUUUUGUUUUGUUACAGAACGAAAUAACACACUGGUUAAGACUUGUUAAGACAUCAGUAACGCCCCGUCAUAGACACAAAGACUUAAAUAAACUUCAGUCUUCUUUUAAACGACUACUAUUAAUCUUAAAGAUAGAACACUUUGUAUGUAAAUAAUUUUUUUUUAUUUACCUUAAUUUACUAAACUUCUUGAAAGUAAACAGAAUAUUUGUGAAGCAGA
This is a messenger RNA of Mercenaria mercenaria, 2705 nucleotides long. Its product is annotated as mucolipin-1-like. Gene Ontology annotation, molecular function: NAADP-sensitive calcium-release channel activity. NCBI's taxonomy places the organism in Eukaryota, Metazoa, Mollusca, Bivalvia, Venerida, Veneridae. The record is from RefSeq and is a predicted model, not a curated record. The transcript has 12 exons. Gene Ontology annotation, cellular component: plasma membrane; lysosomal membrane. Bases 642 to 2177 code for a protein of 511 amino acids.